Messenger RNA from Rotaria sp. Silwood2, 1311 nucleotides. The record is from the annotation of a GenBank genome assembly. NCBI's taxonomy places the organism in Eukaryota, Metazoa, Rotifera, Eurotatoria, Philodinida, Philodinidae.
AUGACUACUGAUACACUGGCUUCAGUGAAUAUUUGUUGUAUUCCGGAUAAUCGUUAUGCAAUCAUUGGUGUAGUGAAUCACAAGAGAGCUCGAUUCGAGAUUGAGACAAAGAAAAAUGAAGAAAAUGCUGAACCAACGAAACGAAAUCCAAUUAAUCUCGUAUUAGUACUUGAUCGCAGUGGUUCAAUGGCAAAUCACAAUAAAUUAGAAUUUGCAAAGAAAGCUGUUAUAUCCGUACUUAAUUUGCUUCAUGACGAUGAUAUUGUGCAUCUCGUGGCUUAUGAUAAUAACGUGUCGAUCGUUUUUGAAGAUGCUCCUGCAUCAGCUCGUCAAGCACUUUAUUCAACUGUCGAAGCAAUUAAAACUGGUGGUUCUACUAACUUGUCUGGCGGUAUUGAAACAGGUGCCAAUCUUCUUGCAAGAUAUGAACAUCCUGGAUAUUCUAAACGUAUGUUUGUCUUAUCAGAUGGAUUGGCUAAUGUUGGAGUAAAAACAAAGGAAGAAAUAAUGAAAGUAGUGACGAAAUAUAACGAAAAAGGCAUUAUAAUCGAUUCAUUUGGUGUUGGCGAAGAUUUUGAUGCAGGAAUUAUGAAAGGUAUAGCUGAAGCUGGACACGGUCAAUUCUUUUUCCUUGAAUCAGCCGAAGUUAUUGUUACAUUGAUUACCAAUGCACUUCAAAGUGUUUUUGAUGUUUGCGGAACACAAGCUCAGUUAAUUAUUCGUGGUCUCAACAAUGCAAUCGUUACGAAAAUAUGGGGUCAUGAAAACAUUGCUCUUGGUGCAAAUCUUGGCGAUCUUCAUGUGGAUAACGUUCGUGUUAUUCUUUGUGAUUUUACAGUUUCUGCAACAGUACCUGAUGGUACAGAACUAGAUGUUCUCGAUUAUCAAUUGAAGUACAAUCGUCCUGAUGAUGUUCAAGGAGAACCAUUAAUUGUUACUGGUAAACUGCCACUUACGUUUGUCGGUGAUGAAUCACUCGUCAAAGAAAUCGAUCCAAAAGUAAGAACUUUGCAUGCUGUUCAAGUUGCAGCAGAAAUGGAUGAUAGAAUAUUUGAAUUAAUAAACCAUCACAGGAGAGAUGAAGCUAUUGCACUAAUUGAUGAGCAAAUUAAUCUUCUUAGACAAGUGCAACAUUUAGACGAUGAGAGACGUAUGAUUGCAAUGUUACUUCGAAUGGCAGAAAACAUGCAAAGACGAUUGAAAGAGCAAGCAGUAAGCGAAAAAACUGCUGCUCAAUCUUAUCACCAUCAAGCUCAUAUGAAAAAAUGUCAUGAUUACAAAUACACUAGUUACUAUGCUGAUGAGGAUUAG